CUCCACUCACGAAUCCUCCUGCGGUCCCUUACCUACCGCACCUCAGUCCUCACCCGUCGCGGCUUGCACAACCGUCAUAAAAUGGCGCCAACUACCCUCUCCGACAUCCCCACCCUCGUAGACCUUUACGCGCGUAAUGAGAUUGAUUCCAGCCCACCCGCCACAUACCCGCCUUCCAGCGCUUUCAACACCAAGAUUUCUGUCAUCCGUCAGGAUAUCACGACUCUCGCCGUCUCCGCCAUCGUCAAUGCUGCAAACAACUCGCUGAUGGGUGGCGGCGGCGUCGACGGCGCCAUUCACCGCGCAGCAGGCCCUGGCUUGCUCGGCGAAUGUGAGACGUUGAACGGGUGUGCGACAGGUAGCGCCAAGAUCACCGACGCAUAUGAACUGCCCUGCGAUAAGGUCAUCCAUGCUGUGGGUCCUAUAUACUGGCGAGUAGGGAGGAGCAGGGCGGCGGAGUUACUGGCCGGGUGUUACAGAACGAGCUUGCAACUCGCGGCCAGAGAGGGAUGUACAAGUAUUGCAUUUUCGGCGCUGAGUACGGGCGUCUAUGGGUAUCCAAGUGGAGAGGCAAGCCUGGUUGCAUUGGAGACGACACGGAAGUUUUUGGAGGAAGCAGAAGGGGCGGAGUUGCUGGAGCGGAUCAUCUUCUGCAACUUCAUGCAGAAAGAUGAGGAUGCGUACAUCGAGAACAUACCAAAGUUCUUCCCGCCUGCUGAACAGCAGGAUCGGUCUACCGACGAAACUGGACUCGAAUCCCAGCUCCCUGAUGCACCUACCACCGAACCAAAGGACGUCGAAGAUACCCAACAACCGUCAAGCAAGAAGCAGAAGCUGGAGGAAACAGAGGAUGAUGACUUUGUGAUGGUGGAGAAGGAAGAUGGCAAGCCAAAGUCUGAGCUUUAGUGCGUGAAGCUGAGAACUAUCUCGCGUGAGAUGUCCACGAAAACAUGGGGAGUUUCACUCUCAGCCUUCCCCGCGUGGUUUGGAUUUCACGAAAAGGCUGUCUUUUUAUGGUAUUGGCGUUUAGGUGCGAAAGGAUGGCAUAUACCCCGGGCAUGAACAAGGCUGAAAUUCCAGGCUGCCAACGAAUGACUUUCUUUGUUCUGUUGA
Molecule: messenger RNA, 1113 nt
Organism: Dothidotthia symphoricarpi CBS 119687
Lineage: Eukaryota; Fungi; Ascomycota; Dothideomycetes; Pleosporales; Dothidotthiaceae
Product: A1pp-domain-containing protein
Exons: 2
Coding region: 82-906 (274 amino acids)
Source: RefSeq, a predicted model, not a curated record